This is a messenger RNA of Lontra canadensis (Northern American river otter), 1323 nucleotides long. RefSeq lists its product as uncharacterized. The transcript has 5 exons. The coding region runs from base 70 to 1275 and encodes 401 amino acids. Lineage: Eukaryota; Metazoa; Chordata; Mammalia; Carnivora; Mustelidae. The record is from RefSeq and is a predicted model, not a curated record.
GGUGCAGGAUCUGCGGCCUGUUGGCAGAAUGCAGUUGGUGGGGAUGAGCCUCCUAUACACCAAGUGGGCAUGAGCACCUCUAAGAAGGUCAUCCCCCAGGGCGCAGGGGGCAGAGCUGCAGGUCUGAGAGAAGUGGACAAUGUGGAGACACCAGGGGACCUCGGUAGCAGAACCCUAUCCUCUGAAAGCUGUGAUGCUAAGAAACUCAAAACUCCAGAGAAAAGGCUCAGGGCAAGGUUGGCCUUAGCUCAUAAGACCUUUGCAAAUUUUUUUGAGUCAAAAGUUUUAGAAAAAGAGAACACUGAUGAAUGCUCUCCAGGUUCUUUCAAGGGCCAGAAGGAGAAGAGCAGGCCACGGCAGAGCUCCUGGCGUGCAUUUCUGAAAAGCAAAGAUGCAGAAGGCCCCAAAAGGCCCACCUUAGUAAGUCUGGUUCCGGGACAGAAAAUCUUGAAUCCCCUCAGACCUUCUCCACCAAGGAACAACAGUCACUCUGAGGAGCAGGUAGAAGACAAGGAAAGCUGUGUUUUUGGAGAUCCCUGGUCACCUCCACAUUCUCCCACAUCAAUGUCACCCAGCAAUUUGGUUUCUCUAGAUAACAGGAGAAAAAGUGAGCCAACCAUCAAAUGCACCAGCCCCCAGGAAAGUAGUAGGUACCUAAGUACAGGUAUCUUUCCUGAAAAGUCCUGGUUGAUGUCACCCACCAGCCCUCAUGCCCAGCAGGCUGGGAUCAGCUGCACUCUUCCUUCCAGUUCUGCCUGUUGCCUGGCAUAUGGAAGCCAAGGCAUGCCUUACAAACCCAUGAGUCCCAAGCCCCAGAGCCCUAGGCCUGGUGUUCAUUGGGCAGAUUUCCACUACCCUGGCAGGAACAGUGCCAUCUCCAUGGUUUCUCUUGGAAGCUACAUUGAUGUGGAUAACAGUCCAGAGGCUUCUGAAAGGUCCAAGACCCCCAAGGCCCAGGCAAGCCUCCUACUUUCUCUGCAGACACAAAACCAGGAUGACCAGAAGGAAGAGAGUGGGAAAAGAGGCUGGCAUCACCAUGGUCUGAGCAUAGCACCCUCACUCAGAGACCUUCCUCGAAGUGAGUGUUGGAGGAAGAUGACCAUUACCUCUGCAGAGUCUUUGAGUCUUGAUAGAAGAACACAACCAUUCUCCCAGAGUGUCCCAACAGGAUUGAACUGCAUGGGCUGGCCAGAGUACAUACCUGACACUGAGCCAGCAGAGCCAGAUACAACUCUUCCAGUCGCCAGCACAGCAGAUGCACAUAGCAUCGCAUGAAGCCCUCUGCCCCUCCAGAGCCCACCGUGGCCUCGAGGUGUCCCCUUC